AUGAAUCCAGGGCUGCAGCUGGGACCCGCCAGCCCCGGGGACCAGGCGGUUACACACCGGUCCCCGGCGCGGUGCGGGCACUCGCCCGGCACCGGUUCCGCCAGCAGGUUUGUGCAAUCGGUGCCUCCCCCGGGGUUUGCGGCCCUGCCACAGACCCUCUGGCAGCCCUCCGACAUCGACCCCCGGGCGCUGCGCAGCAUCGCUGCCUACGCGGAGGCCAUGCAGGUGCCCAACGUGCUGCCCCCCAUCCUGCUGGAUGUCUCACAGGGCUGGGAGACGUGGGGGGGCACCCAGCCCGCCACCCUCGACCUCCUCGUCAGCAUCAACAUGAUGCACAUCGCGGAGCUGCGGAGCACCGAGGGCCUGUUCAAGGGUGCUGGGGUGCUGCUGAAGCCUGGAGGCGUGCUCUUCACCUACGGGCCCUACGCCGUGGAUGGCCGGAUCAGCCCCCAGAGCAACGUGGACUUUGACCGCAGCCUGAGGCAGAGCAAUCCCACCUGGGGCCUUCGGGACACGGCGCUGCUGCGGCAGCUGGCUGAGGCCAACGGGCUGCACCUGGAGAGGAUGGUGGACAUGCCGGCCAACAACAAAAGUCUCAUCUUCCGCAAGCAGUAACCUGCCCCCACCUUCCAGCACCUCCCGGCAUCUCCCGGCACGGCCGCCCCCCCCCCCUAUUACCUCUGCCUCCUCGAGGGGUCACCCCAUCCCCGCACCGGUGCCAGCCACGGCUGGGGACAGCAGCGAUGGGACGGUGCCCUACUUGCCCCAGCCUGGGCUGGGCUUGGCUGGUGGGCUGGGGGGGGGGAUCCAUCUCCCCUGGCCCCUCUGGGGCUCCCUUUGCAAUGGGGCGCCCCAGCCUGGCCCAGAGGAGCUGCCGCAGCUGCCACAGGGGGCAUAGGCAUGGGGGGGCACAGCACCCCUGGGCGCGGGGGAGACCUCUUGCUCAGUGCCGGUUUCCCCGGAGGACGCCGUGCCAAUGGCGGGGGGGCCUGUCCCCCUUUCCCCACCCCAAGGACCCCAUCCCUCCCACCAAUAAACUCCAGGGCUUUGCCA
Aptenodytes forsteri (emperor penguin) is the source of this 1053-nucleotide messenger RNA. RefSeq names its product methyltransferase like 26 (gene METTL26). The transcript is spliced from 7 exons. The coding region runs from base 1 to 615 and encodes 204 amino acids. The record is from RefSeq and is a predicted model, not a curated record. Lineage: Eukaryota; Metazoa; Chordata; Aves; Sphenisciformes; Spheniscidae.